AUGGAUAGUAGCAUCGUGCUAGACUGGUAUCGUACCUUGAACUCCCGAGUUGUGGACCUCGUCGGUGACUUUGCCGGUAACGAGCUUUUCAUAAUCGAGGGAGAUUCGCUUCUUCUGCAGUGCUUUUCCGACAAGAAACUCGACUUCAAUCCUGGAUUUCAGGUCUUGCAUGCGACUUACCUUGCUGAGCAGUUGUUGCAAAAGCUUCAACAGCGCAAGUGCGUCUUUCAAGUUGUGUUCUUCACCCAGAACACCCCACUAUGCAUUCCCCCUGGUAUUCACGGCGAUCUUCACAAGAGAUAUCUACUGGCGCGAGAGGCAAUCAUACAACAUCUGCUCUCUAUUCCCAUUCAUUCAUCACAAUACUUUCAGGCUUUCAGAUUUGAGAGUUACCAGUCCGAGGAAUUCAAAGCUCACCUGAUCAAUUCUGGAGCAUACAUGUUCAUGUGUCAUGAUGGAGCCUUUUCCGGAUACAACAAAGAUGACCCAGUCGAUGAUACCGAUUCCAGUGACUCGGAAACCAGUGAUCUUGAUAGCAACUCUGAAGAUGAUGACCACAAGGACCUCUAUGUCGAUGAGCAAGGCGAGCCAGAAAGACUCCGGCUUCGUAGGAUGAUCUACUGGAUUGUUGCUCAUGGAAUUAACGUUGCUCUCAUCAAUAGUCUCGUAUUUCGUGACACAAAGAUCAUGGCAAUGGUGAUCGAGAGUUCAAGCAAGACAACCGUAUUGCCGAGCGUCCCUGAACCCCGCGGUACUGAUUCACCCACUCGAAACGACGAGCUCGAUUAUGUUUCAACCACCCUGUCCAAAAUUGAAAUCGGUGAUAAUGAAAAGGAGGCUAAGGAUACGCCUGUUAAUACGUUGAGUGGCCAGGAUACAGGCAACGAACUUUCAAACCAAGUCCAGAUACACAAGGCUCUUGAAAAGACCAUUCUCGAUAAUCCUGGUCUGUCCCAGCGCCAAUGCCUUUUGGUAGUUACCCUGGGUACCAUGCUUCUCGAUGAUGCGGUGGAAUGUUCCGAUAAUAGGAUUGGAGCAGAAUCCAUGAUUUUGCAUCUCGUGCUUCUGCAAGCUACUCGACUGUCAGAUAGAUCGAUCAAAGCAACCGCAUCUCCAAACCUCAAGUUCUUCAACAAGUAUGUGGGAACGGCGCAAAAGUUGCUCGGCUCAAAACUUUGGCAGAAGGCAAUGGAGGAUCAUGGCUUAUCUUGCGAUCUUUCCGAUCUCAUGGAUGGAACAUUGUUCUUUGAAGUUCAGAUAAUGGUAAAAACGCUUGGCAUCAGCAAAGUCAUCUCGCCGGCCACACUACUGCCAUUCAACGAUCUUGCACGUCUGGUGGAUCGCAUUUGUGGUACAAAGUUGCAGUGUAAAUCGACCAAAAAAUUGAGAGCUCACUCUAAAAAGGCUACUCCCAGCGGCCCAGAACCGAAGCAUCGUGAGAUACAAAGUGUGUCCAAGACUUCCCGCAAAUUUGGAAAGGUGCUGCCAUUCACCAACGCAAUUUUUGAUGCAUAUCUGGAACCUGUUCAGCUCCAAGUGGACAAGUCUGUCGACCUGACUAGCGAUGCCCAAAUUUCCAAAGAGUUCAAAGAGAAAAGCCACUGGCAUAGCUCCAAACCUCUUCAUCAAAAAGCGAAAGUUAUCUUGACACCUGAGGAAGUCCUUCGGCACCAAAAGCGGAAUCAGUUCUUCAUGGCCGAGAUGAGAGAUUAUGCUGCAAGCCUCACGGGAUCAACGGGCCUGUUACAGCCAGAACCAAUCAUUGUUGAAUCGUUCAGUGAUACACACCACAGGCACCACCCAAAACAUCCUUCCAUGACCAAAGCUAUUGGAGGCCCCUCCUCGACUUCUAAAUCCAACAAGAAAUCCCAUUCAGCGUCUGGUAAACCCACGGCCAAAGAGACCGCUGCUGCAUACCUUCAUCAAAAGGCAAUCGAAGCCAGAAAAAAGCAAAUACAGAAGUGGGAAAAAUUGUAUCAAAAAGACUUUUCUCGAAUUGAUGACCUCGUGCUUCGUCUCUCGAAGCUGAACGAUUACCUGGCCACUCUACCGAAAGACAGUCGACAAAUUCUGCAGCCUGAAGUCCUGACUUGCAUGGUUGAUACGUUGCUACGAAUCAUCUUUGUUGAAAGACUAGACGCACAGGUUGAAAAACACACAUUGAUUGUGAUACACAUAUGGGAGAUCAUCACUCGUCUUAUGAAGAUCAAGCAGGGGAUCUCAACUGACAUUGCCACAUAUGUGAGAAAGGCUUGUCAUCAACUCGGUUUACCAAACGUUCAACUUAAUACGGACAGUGAGCAGCAACUAUCCUUCCAGCCCUUUCAGAUCCCCAAAGCACCCAACAUGAGUAUUGCAAUGCCAUCAGUCGAAUUCCAGCUUUUGCAUGGUGGACCUUUCAUGGACCGCAGCAUAGAGUCCUUGCCCGACUCCCGGACGCCCGAUUUUGAGCCUGACCUUUGGCAGCGUGAAGUCUUGGACCAGAUCGAUGCAAAGAGGAGCUUGUUCAUUGUAGCUCCAACUAGUGCAGGAAAGACUUUCAUCUCGUUCUAUGCAAUGAAACAAAUUCUCAAAGAAGACGACGAUGGCAUUCUUGUGUAUGUUGCUCCCACGAAGGCUCUGGUUAACCAAAUCGCCGCUGAGGUGCAAGCCCGGUUUUCCAAAGCAUUCCCCGCCAAAACGAGUGGAAAAUCAGUUUGGGCGAUACAUACAAGAGAUUAUCGCAUUAACAGCCCUAUGGGCUGCCAAGUUCUCAUAACGGUUCCAAGUAUUCUCCAAAUCAUGUUGCUCGCGCCCGCGAAUGCCCAAGCAUGGACCCCACGAAUCAAGCGCAUCAUUUUUGAUGAGAUCCAUUGCAUAGGACAGGCUGAAGACGGUGUCGUUUGGGAACAGCUACUGCUGAUGUCCCCUUGUCCAAUUAUAGCCCUUUCCGCUACUGUUGGAAAUCCCCAAGAGUUCUAUGAUUGGCUACAUCUCGCCCAAAAGACGAAUGGAUUUGACCUCAAGAUGAUUCAGCACCGGCAACGAUAUUCGGAUUUGCGAAAGUACAUUUACCAGCCCUGCACAAGCUUCAAGUUCAAGCGGUUUCUCCAAACUGGUGGCUUGCCACGUCUAGGUCUCGAUUUGGCAGAUGAUAUGAAAUUCAUUCAUCCCGUAACCAGCCUCGUGGACCGCUCCAGAUUGAUACCAGAUGACUUUGACCUUGAACCACGCGACUGCUUCACUUUAUGGAAAGCAAUGCAUGAUCUAAAAACGGAACGCUUCCCUGUUGAUUCGUCUCUGGAGCCAUCCCACUUUUUCUCAGACAUUGUCAUCCAAAAGGUGCAUGUCAUAGAAUGGCAAAAACGACUCAAGCAAUUGUUAGGAGAGUGGAUGAAAGAUCGAAAAUCCCCAUUUGAGACGCUUUUGCGCAAUCUUCAAAACGAAAAAGGAUGCGAACCCGUGGGACCAACGGAUCAGAAGGCAUCAAACAACGUAUCGCAGUCGAAUGGUCUGCCAUCGGAGGCAACAGAUAAUGACUUGCUGAACUCGACGCUUCCAUUGAUUUUCUCCUUGCAUGCUCAAAACGCCCUCCCAGCAUUGUUCUUCAAUUACGAUCGCAGCCAAUGCGAAGGUAUAUGCCUGCACCUGUUGACUGAGCUACAAAAUUCCGAAGCCGUAUGGAAAGCAGACAGUCCAGUAUGGAAAUCGAAGGUCGCAAAAUGGGAAUCAUGGAAGGUUUCCAAGCAUGAAUCAACGAAAAAGCUUCAAAAUAAUACCAAGAAAAGACAGAUAGGCAACGGUGACAAGGAUGAAGAGCCGAUUUCCAAGGCGGGACUCGCCAAAGAAUCAGCAUCUGCUGAAUUCAGUUGGCUUGACAGCUUUGAUCCAAAAACCCCAGUGGACGGGUUUCAUCUGGCGGACUUUAAGAAGAUAUCGUCUUCCGAAUUUUCUGAAUACACCGAGGCGUUGAAGUACCGCCAUGUGCCCCAGUGGUUGAUAGAUGCCCUAGAGCGAGGAAUCGGCGUUCAUCACGCUGGAAUGAAUCGCAAAUAUCGUCAAGUUUGUGAGAUCCUUUUUAGAAAAGGCUUUCUGCGCGUGGUGAUUGCCACUGGGACUUUGGCCUUGGGUAUCAAUAUGCCCUGCAAAACAGUAGUCUUCUCGGGUGAUUCGAUUUUCUUGACUGCCCUGAAUUUCCGACAAGCCGCUGGAAGAGCAGGACGUCGAGGCUUUGACAUGCUGGGAAAUGUUGUUUUCCAAAUGGUUCCACCUUCAAAGAUAAAGCGGUUGAUCGGCUCGAAGCUCCCAAGUCUCAACGGUCAUUUCCCCAUAACCACCACUCUAGUUCUACGGUUGUUUAUCUUGCAACACGGUUCAGAUCAAGCCCCAUCUGCUGUGAAGUUGAUCAACUCGAUUCUUUCAAGCCCUCGAAUCUUCCUCGGUGGGGCUGAAAUGAGGGACACAGUCCUACACCAUCUCCGGUUUUCCAUCGAAUACCUACGGCGAAACAAUUUGCUUAGUAGUUCUGGGACGCCGCUCAAUUUUGCAGGCUGUAUCUCUCACUUGUACUACACAGAGAAUUCCAGCUUUGCGUUCCAUGCACUGUUGAACUCGGGAUACCUCCAAGAGCUCUGUCAAGACAUUAAGAAAAGGCCUCAGAAGACACUUCGCACUCUUAUGCUGGUGAUGGCGCACCUCUUCGGUCGUAUCCCUUUGCGCCAAGCCACCUUGGAGUUGUACCAGUCUGCAGAAAAGAAGCCCCCCUCAAUAGUGACUCUUCCGCACCUGCCCGCAAAGGCUGCUUCUGUCCUGCGUGCUCACAACAAGCAAGUCCUUGGGAUCUACACCAACUAUGUGUCCAGUUUUGUCAACCAGCAUCUCAGGGAUCCGGACCACUCUCUGCCUUUCAGUGGGAUUCAGUGCGGUGGAGAUAAUUCCGCCGCCCAACUUGGUUUCACGAAGUUCAAUCAUCUGGCUGCAUCGAUAAUAUCCCCAUUUUAUGCCCUUUCGGGAAAUCAAGACACUUGCGAUUCGAUUUUCGAUCUUAGUCAGAUGGUUCGGAGUGGCGUCUGGCUUGAAGAUUCUGUCAUUCCAUACGUGGCCGUCUUGGCCGAAGAGAACGCAAUGCCUCUCAAUGCAUACCUGUAUGACUUUUUCAAACAUGGAAAUGUCACUGAAUUGCUGACUGCCAAUCGGAUCCGCCGCGGAGACGUCUGGUUCUUGUUGAACGACUUCUCGUUGAUAUUGGCAACUAUCACCACAAGCAUUGAAGCAUAUCUCAGCCCUGGAGGAAACAUUGACCCAGACAUGCUUGAUGUAUCCGGUGGAGGGGAGGUCCAUGAAAAUUCCGUGAAUGAUAAGGCUAUCGAGAGGACUGAUGCCGAAAAUCAGAAGAAAGUGAGUCUACAACCGGCCACCAUUGGUCGGAGCCAGUCGCUUGCGGCCCCCCUGCAUGGUACCUCUCGUUCCCGCGCGAAGAAAGUUGUGGAUAGCUGGGAGGAUGAGAUGGGAGAGGAUGAUUUGAUUCAAACUGCGGACAAAGCCCGGGACCAUCAGGCUCCCCAAAAGACGAUUAACAAGGCCAAGUCCAAGGCAAAACUGGGAAAGCCAACGGGAAAACCCCAGGGAUCUAUGCUCUUGGUUGCUCAAGCGUUUAGAGAACUGCAAACUGAGUUUGACAGCAAGUUUAAGGCGAUGUGGGCCUGA
Molecule: messenger RNA, 5685 nt
Organism: Penicillium paradoxum
Lineage: Eukaryota; Fungi; Ascomycota; Eurotiomycetes; Eurotiales; Aspergillaceae
Product: putative DEAD/DEAH box helicase
Exons: 4
Coding region: 1-5685 (1894 amino acids)
Cellular component (GO): cytoplasm
Molecular function (GO): ATP binding; nucleic acid binding
Source: RefSeq, a predicted model, not a curated record